Periophthalmus magnuspinnatus is the source of this 1270-nucleotide messenger RNA. It is a transcript of the gene gnpnat1, whose product is annotated as glucosamine-phosphate N-acetyltransferase 1. Gene Ontology annotation, biological process: UDP-N-acetylglucosamine biosynthetic process. Gene Ontology annotation, molecular function: glucosamine 6-phosphate N-acetyltransferase activity; monosaccharide binding. NCBI's taxonomy places the organism in Eukaryota, Metazoa, Chordata, Actinopteri, Gobiiformes, Gobiidae. The transcript is spliced from 6 exons. Bases 174 to 728 code for a protein of 184 amino acids. Gene Ontology annotation, cellular component: Golgi apparatus; endoplasmic reticulum-Golgi intermediate compartment; endoplasmic reticulum. The record is from RefSeq and is a predicted model, not a curated record.
CGGAUCACCGCAAAACGAUGAAUGAACGCGAUGGUGUUGAGUUAGAGAAAUUAAUGCGCUCAAACCAUCACUAAAAGUUAUCCGUGGAACUUUACGGUUGAAUACGACAUACACCAUUUGUGUUCGUGAGUCAUCUGUCCUGUAUUUCCUGCGUUUUUAUUGGAACCUGUGGAAUGUUGCUGGACGAGACUCCGCUUUUUGACCCUGCUCUGCUUCAAGAUUUGGACUGGAGCAGUAAUAGCAUCUCCUUUUCACCACCCAUCUCUCCCUCUAACCCUGGAGAGGGCCUAAUACUCCGGCCUCUGUGCACAGCCGACUUCACUCGGGGCUUUUUCAAGGUACUUUCUCAACUUACCAAAACUGGUGAUGUUUCACAAGAACUAUUUAUAAAAAAGUUUGAUCAUAUGAAGAAAACUGGAGACUACUACGUGGUUGUAGUGGAAGACACACAAUUAGGACAGAUCGUUGCUACAGCUACACUUAUCACAGAACACAAAUUUAUACACUCAUGUGCGAAGCGAGGCCGAGUGGAGGAGGUAGUGGUAACUGAUGUAUGUAGAGGAAAGCAGCUGGGUAAAUUGCUAGUUGCAACUCUUAUUCUGCUCAGCAAAAAACUGGACUGCUAUAAAAUCACAUUGGAAUGUGCACCCAAAAACGUCACCUUCUAUGAGAAGUUUGGCUACAAAGCUUCAGAUGAGACCUACAUGCAGUGUAGGUUCUUUGACUGAGAUGAAAGCUGUGCAACAUGGACCUUUACACAUGCUCAGCCGAUGUAACGGCAUACUGAAGAACCUCAAGUCUUAAGACUUAUAACCAUAGUUUACAUCCAAGGCAAGUUUGAAAAAAAAUACACAAUUGUGUGUAGGAUUUAAAAAAAUAUAUAGUAUGAAGCAAAUAAUCAUCUUAAAUUGCAACUGUAGUCUUUAUCAUCACUUCAUUUAAAGGCUGUCUGCCUUUACUUAAAAAGACAGUUGCCAAAGAAAAGCUGUUUUUUGAAGGUUUUUUUUUUUUUCUUCUGGGAGGGAUGUGCUUUUGCUAAAUGAGAUUGUUGUCCAGUUUUUAUGUUGAACAUUAUGUGGAUACUUGUGGGAUAUUUAAUACAUGGGAAUAGAAGUGAUUUACCAGCAUAUUUAAGCUUCUGGUUUUGGAAUACUAGAAAAAUCCAAAUACUAUUUAAUGUAAUUUAUUAAAAUAAUGCUCCUGUAUUCUUGAAAUCUUUGUGGUCCAAGAAGGAUGGUGGACCUAAAACUUAUGACAAUGAAUAAACACA